AUGACAAAUAAUGAUAAAAUAGAUAAUCUAAAUUGCACAUUGAACGAUAUUCAAGAAGGUGAUGGAAAUGAACGGAAACGAUUCAUUAUUGAAGACUAUCUUGAAAUGUGUGAUCCAAUAUCCAAAGAUAUUGGUGAUUCCUUGAUUAUUAUAUCAAUCGAAAACCAAAUUGAAAUGGUCUUUGUAUCCAUCAAUUCUGGUAGGUAUGGUCAUUGCAGGCAAAACUGGAAAAUACUAAAAAAUAUUCAAGUCUAUGAAAUGAUUGAAUUAAUUGACACUGAAGAUGACUUGGAACUUGUUAUUCAAAAUGAAUCAAAGACACAUUUUGAGAAAAUUCGUUUAACUGAUCAUGAUACCGUUAAUCAAUAA
This is a messenger RNA of Ascoidea rubescens DSM 1968, 369 nucleotides long. RefSeq lists its product as uncharacterized. The transcript has 3 exons. The record is from RefSeq and is a predicted model, not a curated record. Lineage: Eukaryota; Fungi; Ascomycota; Saccharomycetes; Ascoideales; Ascoideaceae. Bases 1 to 369 code for a protein of 122 amino acids.